AUGUCUCGAGGGAACGACUUGGAUGCGGAUCUGGAGGUGGACCUCCAAGGGGGGGAUAACCAAUCGGAGGCCACCACAAUCACGCUGGAGGAGCGUCCUGGCAAGCCGCAGGUGCGAUUCUUCAGCAUUGGACCCAGUAGCUACCAGGUUCGUUGUCCAUUGUGCCAGCAAAAUUCCAAGACGGAAACCGUGGAGAUGACGGGAGCAUUGGGCCAGCUCAGCUGCCUUUUAUCCGCUCUGUCCUGUUGUUUUCCCAUCUUUGCUCUGACUUUUGUCUACUCCUGUCUACAAAGUCGCCUGAAGUCGAAACGUGUGUUCUGCAGCCGAUGCGGUGGUCACUUGGGCUUCCACUGGCGUCCCAAAUAGCUGGACGUCCACUAAGUUAGCUCUCUAGAAUCCGCUCAAGUGAUCUAUUAAUAAACCGGCAGCUGUUGUCAAAUAUUUUAA
Molecule: messenger RNA, 447 nt
Organism: Drosophila elegans
Lineage: Eukaryota; Metazoa; Arthropoda; Insecta; Diptera; Drosophilidae
Exons: 2
Coding region: 1-366 (121 amino acids)
Molecular function (GO): zinc ion binding
Source: RefSeq, a predicted model, not a curated record